UCGAGUUUUGCUUCCGACCCUCAAUUGCCCCGCCUCUUUGUUGCAGCCAUCCAUCACGACAUGGGUGCUAGCGAUUUGUACAACGGUUCACAGCGUUUCGAGCUUUGUUCCGCCGACUGCGCAAAGGCUCAUCUCCUUGCCCACGACUACUCGGAAGCGGAAUCUCAUCAAGUCUGGACUGCAAUUGCAGUGCAUACGUCUCCAGGUAUAGCAGAGCGCAUCGACCCGCUAUCCAGACUGAUCCGACUUGGUGUGAUCAUGGACUUUGGAUCUGAAGAGAACAGGGCAAAGAUGGGAGUGGCUGGAUAUUGCAACGAGAUUGAGAAACUUUUGCCAAGGUUGGAGGCGGAAAAGAGCUUGGGAGAUGCUGUGGUGAAGCAGGCCAAGAAGAUUCCACAUGUGGAUAGCCUCACUUGGCUGAGUGACGAAAAGUUCCCGUCGGCAAGUUGGCCUGGUAUUUUGCUGAGGGCACACGCCGAGAAUCCAGAUCAUGUUGGAGUAAAUCCUGCUUUCUGA
This is a messenger RNA of Fusarium keratoplasticum, 516 nucleotides long. RefSeq lists its product as uncharacterized. NCBI's taxonomy places the organism in Eukaryota, Fungi, Ascomycota, Sordariomycetes, Hypocreales, Nectriaceae. Bases 61 to 516 code for a protein of 151 amino acids. The record is from RefSeq and is a predicted model, not a curated record. The transcript has a single exon.